This is a messenger RNA of Neolamprologus brichardi, 1014 nucleotides long. The record is from RefSeq and is a predicted model, not a curated record. NCBI's taxonomy places the organism in Eukaryota, Metazoa, Chordata, Actinopteri, Cichliformes, Cichlidae.
AUGUGUAAGUAUCCCUCCCCAUUCUUCUCUGUGGUCAUGAUUGCUGCCAAGAAAGUGCUGAUUGUGUAUGCCCAUGAGAGCCCUGCCUCUUUCAAUGCUGCUGCCAAAGAUGCUGCUGUGGCAGCUCUGACUGCUCAAGGCUGCACUGUAGAGGUGUCUGACCUGUACGCCAUGAAAUUCAAAGCUGCUGCUACUACUGAGGACAUCACUGCCAAGAAAGUGCUGAUUGUGUAUGCCCAUGAGAGCCCUGCCUCUUUCAAUGCUGCUGCCAAAGAUGCUGCUGUGGCAGCUCUGACUGCUCAAGGCUGCACUGUAGAGGUGUCUGAUCUGUAUGCCAUGAAGUUCAAAGCUGCUGCUACUACUGAGGACUUCAUUGGUGGUGUGAAGACUGCAGAGGACUGCUAUGCAGGUCAGAUUAAAUUGGCAUGGGAGGAGGGCGUAAUUGCAGAUUGCAUCAAAAAAGAGCAGGAGAAGCUCAAGGAGGCAGACCUUGUCAUCUUUCAGUUCCCCAUGUACUGGUCAUCUGUUCCUGCAAUCAUGAAGGGGUGGAUGGAUCGGGUGUUGGGCUUUGCCUACGCACAGGAGAAGCGGUACAGUGAGGGGAUCUUCAAGGACAAGAAAGCCAUGCUGUCCUUCACCACUGACUGUCCUGAAUCUGUGUACAGUGACACUGGCAUCAAUGGUGACAUCAAUGUCACACUGUGGCCACUGCAGAACGGGAUCCUGAACUACUGUGGCUUCCAGGUUUUUGCCCCUCAGAUCUUCUGGGAUCCUGCUGCUGGUUCCCCUGAAUCUCGCAGCUCCAUGCUGGAGUGCUGGCGCACACGACUGCAAAACCUCUGUGGGGAAGCCACUGUGUACUUUGCUCCCUUGGACUACUUUGACAAGGAGAAGGGUUUCCUGCUGAAGCCUGAGGUCAAAGAGAAAUAUGCCAGCAAAGAGUCUGGCCUCACAGUGGGGAUCCACAUGGGCAAGCCACUGCCAGCCAACAGCCAGACCAAGGCCGGGGUCUGA